Microplitis mediator is the source of this 2042-nucleotide messenger RNA. RefSeq names its product peptidoglycan-recognition protein 2-like. The record is from RefSeq and is a predicted model, not a curated record. Gene Ontology annotation, molecular function: N-acetylmuramoyl-L-alanine amidase activity; zinc ion binding; peptidoglycan binding. Gene Ontology annotation, biological process: peptidoglycan catabolic process; innate immune response. The transcript has 4 exons. The coding region runs from base 89 to 661 and encodes 190 amino acids. NCBI's taxonomy places the organism in Eukaryota, Metazoa, Arthropoda, Insecta, Hymenoptera, Braconidae.
UAUGUAAGCAAUUAAAUUAUUUAUCUUCAGGUCAAAUAAACAAAUAAUAAUAUUCAAUAUCUUGGGUAAAAGUCUUCAUUCAAUCGCAAUGAUACGCAAAUUUAUUUAUUUAUGUUCAAUCAUAUUAAUAAUUAAAAUAAUAAAAGGAGAUGACGCGUGUCCAAGUAUUAUUUCGAGAUUACAAUGGCAGGCUAGAGAAGUUAAGAGUUUAAAUUAUAUCAUAAAUCCUUUGGCUUAUGUUGUUGUUCAUCACACUGCUACUCCGAAAUGUGAAACAAUCGAUUCUUGUUCAAACCGUGUAAGAAGUAUUCAAGAUUAUCAUAUGGAUGAGUUGUUUUGGGGUGAUGUAGGAUUUUCAUUUUUUAUUGGAGGAGAUGGUAAUGUAUAUGAAGGAGUUGGUUGGAAUAAAGAAGGAGCUCAUACGUAUGGAUGGAACAAAAAAUCAAUAGGAAUAGCAUUUAUUGGAUCGUAUCAAACGCAAAAAGCAAGUGAGAAGAUGUUACAAGCAGCUGUUAAAUUAAUUUCUUGUGGAAAACAUGAGGGAAUGUUGAGGCCUAAUGUAAAAGUAAUUGGAGCAAAUCAAGUCACAAGUACAGUGAGCCCUGGAGCUAAAUUAUUUGAACAGAUUAAAAAUUGGCCAGAAUGGACAUCGAAUCCUUGAGAGAUUCUCAAUAUAUUUUAUUUUCUAAUAUUAAAUAUUAAAUUUAUAAAAUUAUUAAUCUUAGUACAAUUUGGUAUUUUUUUCCAAAAUAUUUUUUUUUUUUUCAAUAACCCCUGUGUCCCCUUUGAAACUUUAAAAAUAAAGUUGAACAAUUUAAAAAAUAGUAAAAUUUUAAGUAACUUACGAAAAAAAAUCUGUCUAUCGGUUGAACCUGCGGGCCAGCCCUAAAACUUCCCGCUGUUUUCGAGCUCUUUGAGCUCGAAAACUUUGUCGAGAAUACAUUUUCGAGCUCUUCGAGCUCGAAAAUACUUUUGUAUGCCGUUCUUUUAAAAAAAAAUAGUUUUUUACCAUUUUUUCUCCAACGAUAUCUCUCAAACGAAUUGACCGAUUGAGACGGUUGAAGUGGCAAUCGACGCGUUUUAUCAAGUUCUAAAGCUGAUCGAAUUUUGAAUUCGAUUUAUCGAGUUGUUUUUGAGAUAUUUCAAAAAAAAUAAAAAAAAAUUUUUUUUUUAAUUCAUUCGACAACGGUUUCUCUUGAACGAAUGAACCGAUUUUGAUGGUUGAGGUGGCAUUCGACGCGGCUUAUAAAGCUCUAGAGCCCAGUCCAUUUUGAAAUCAAUCCAUCGAGCACAUUAAAAGUUAUCCAAAAAAAACAUUUUUAAAAAAAUUUUAUUUUUGGAAUAUCUCUGAACGAGCCCUACCGAUCAAGCUUAAUUUCUCACAGCUUCAAGAUAUUGACCAACCGCGUCAAAUGACACCUUAAAGUUCAAAAUCGGUUCAUGCGUUCAAAAGAUAAAGGUAUUUACAUACGUACGUACGUACAUACAUACAUACAUACACUCGGAUAUCAUCUUGAAAUAAGUCAGAAUAGCUUCCUAGGACCUCAAAACGUCGACAUCUGAUGAAAAUUCGAUUUUUGUAAAUCGGACCGAAACCAAUAACAUCCCGAAUUUUUGAAAAUUUACAAUUUUCUUAGCGGGAAGUUAAAAAAUUUGCAAUUUUUUUCCUUUUGCAAAUCUUUGUUUUGUGAUAUAAGAUAAAUUUGACCUAAUUUCGUCUAAAUUGAAAGGGGCCGAUUCCAGCUAUUGGUAGAUUUGAUAUGUAAUGACCCAUAUAUAUUAGGGUGAUUAUCCCUCGUGAAUAUCUUUAUACCACCAAUAGUUUAACAGCUAAACACUGUUAAAUUGUAAUUUUUUUUUUAAUUUAAUUUCAAUGUAUAUAUUGUCCCAAGAGACCUCAAAAAAUUGAAAUUAAGAUCUUAAAUUUGGUGAGAAUUUUUUAUUUUUCAUAUGCUACAAGUUUUUUGAGUGGGACUUGAAAAAAAAAAUUUUGGUCUAAAAUGAAUCACCCUAAUAUAUAUAUGUUUUAUACAAUUCAUCAA